Messenger RNA from Cucurbitaria berberidis CBS 394.84, 1332 nucleotides. Its product is annotated as VAMP-associated protein. The transcript is spliced from 6 exons. The record is from RefSeq and is a predicted model, not a curated record. Gene Ontology annotation, molecular function: FFAT motif binding. Gene Ontology annotation, biological process: endoplasmic reticulum membrane organization. NCBI's taxonomy places the organism in Eukaryota, Fungi, Ascomycota, Dothideomycetes, Pleosporales, Cucurbitariaceae. The coding region runs from base 321 to 1193 and encodes 290 amino acids. Gene Ontology annotation, cellular component: endoplasmic reticulum membrane; plasma membrane.
UUCCGGGAACUAGGAGCGAUUCAAGGUUCCAAGAGCGUCGCUGGUUUCUAGACGCUCUAAACAGCAACGUCAUCCCAAGCGAGGUUGACCCCAGGACACCCUACAUCCUAUCACUUCCACUAUCCACCCACUCUCACCGCGACUGUAUAGACAUUCAGCUUUGCGCUUUUUACCUCGGCAGUAAUCCGGCAGACCGAGACACAACCGUCGUACCUGCCUAUCCUUGCAACAGCGCGCGCCGCACGCUGGAACGCCCAUCCACACCUGAUUACCAAGACAACAACCGCCCGUUACACUUCGACACCCCUCGUGCUCCCGUCAUGUCCGUCGAGCUCGAUCCCGUAGAGCUUGGAUUCAAGCGACCUUUCCAGCAGGAGGUCUCGCAGACCCUCCACCUGAAGAACCCACACUCCGACCCAGUCGCAUUCAAGGUCAAAACCACUGCUCCCAAACAAUACUGUGUGAGACCCAACAGUGGACGCAUCGAACCUGGCAAAGAUGUCGAAGUUCAGAUCCUCUUGCAAGCGAUGAAGGAAGACCCGCCGCCAGAUGCGAAAUGCCGCGACAAGUUCCUUGUGCAAUCUGUUCUCGUCACCGCUGAUAAGGAGUUUACCAAUGUUGGAUCUCUUUGGGCGCACAUCGAGCAGACUUCGAAGUCAUCUAUUCAGGAGAAGAAGAUAAGGGUCCUCUUCCUCGCCGCAGACGAUUCCAUGGCAACCCCUGCGAAGACGAAUGGUGUCAGCCGCGAUUCGCUGCUUCCCUCUCCAUCACCCGAGGCCGUUACUCCCCAACGCGGCGUAUCAGAAGCUCCUGGGCCUGUCUCGCGUCCACAAGACCGUCUAGCAGACAGCAAGCACCUGGGAGAGAACAAUGACGAGACAUAUAGCCCUGCUACAUCUGGCGGUGUGCAGUCAACUGUGGUUGCAGCAGCUGCAAGUGUGAAGAACGCCCUCCCGUCUCAGGGAGAUGUGCAAGCCCAGCUUGAAGAGGCUCGAGCACAGAUUGCCAGGCUGACACAGCAAGUGGGCGAAAGCGCCGGUCUCCGCCAGCGAAAGACAGAGUCCACACGCGACUCGAAAGCGCAGCUGUCGACCGCUGUCGACGCCCAACAGGCCCCCGCGGGUGGCGUACCCAUCCAUAUUACUGCCCUCCUAUGUCUCAUCAGCUUUCUCCUCGCCUACUUCCUUUUCUGAACAUUUCCCCCACAAUACCCCAUAUAGCACAAGCCAAGCAACAUGCCGUGCGCCAAUGGCGGCUUACAUGUACGAAGAGGAAAUCGUGGGGUAUCAGAUGACGUUUUCGAGUACGAAAAGGACGGGGGAUGCGACGGAA